Antechinus flavipes (yellow-footed antechinus) is the source of this 2066-nucleotide messenger RNA. It is a transcript of the gene SBSN, whose product is annotated as suprabasin. Bases 32 to 1642 code for a protein of 536 amino acids. Lineage: Eukaryota; Metazoa; Chordata; Mammalia; Dasyuromorphia; Dasyuridae. The transcript has 4 exons. The record is from RefSeq and is a predicted model, not a curated record.
AGCUCCUCUCUAUAUCCCAGCACCUGCCACCAUGCAGCCUGCCACCCUAGUCUCCACUUGCUCCUUCCUCCUGCUGUUGGGGGUCUUGCCCGGCUGGACAGCUGAAAAUGACCCCAUUGGGAAGGUCAUUGAGGGCAUCAACCAUGGGCUGACCAGUGCUGAAAGGGAGAUGGGCAAGGCCCUGGAUGGCAUCAAUCGUGGGAUCACUCAAGCUGGCAGAGAAGUAGAGAAAGUGUUCAACGGCCUUAGCAGCAUUGGGAAGGAGGCUAGCAGGGAGGUAGACAAAGGUGUCCAAGGGAUCAACCACAGCUUGGACCAACUGGCCCACGGAGUUAAUCAUGCUACUGGGCAGGCAGGCAAGGAGACAGAAAAAGUGAUCCACGGCGCCAACCAAGGGGUCAACAACGCCGGGAAGGAGGUGGACAAGGGCAUCCACGAUGUGAAUCAUGCUGUCGGGCAGGCCGGGAAGGAGGUAGAGAAGUUUGGCCAGGGGGUCAACCAUGCCGCUGGGCAGGCCGGGAAGGAGGUGGAGAAGUUGGACCAAGGGAUCAACUAUUCUGCUGGGCAGGCCGGGAAGGAAGUGGACAGAUUUGGCCAAGGGGUCAACAAUGCUUUUGGGCAGGCCGGGAAGGAAGUGGACAGAUUUGGCCAAGGGGUCAACCAUGCUGCUGGGCAGGCUGGGAAGGAAGUAGACAGAUUUGGCCAAGGGGUCAAUAAUGCUGCUGGGCAGGCUGGGAAGGAAGUGGACAGAUUUGGCCAAGGGGUCAACCAUGCUGCUGGGCAGGCUGGGAAAGAAGUGGACAGAUUUGGCCAAGGGGUCAACAAUGCUGCUGGGCAGGCUGGGAAGGAAGUGGACAGAUUUGGCCAAGGGGUCAACCAUGCUGCUGGGCAGGCUGGGAAGGAAGUGGACAGAUUUGGCCAAGGGGUCAACAAUGCUUUUGGGCAGGCCGGGAAGGAAGUGGACAGAUUUGGCCAAGGGGUCAACCAUGCUGCUGGGCAGGCUGGGAAGGAGGUGGACAGAUUUGGCCAAGGAGUUAACAAUGCUUUCGGGCAAGCUGGAAAGGAAGUGGACAAGUUUAACCAGGGAGUCAACCAUGCUGCUGGUCAGGCUGGGAAGGAGGUAGAGAAAUUUGGUCAAGGAGUCAACCAUGCUGCUGGACAAGCAGGGAAGGAGGUGGACAGAUUUGGCCAAGGGGUCAACAAUGCUUUUGGGCAGGCUGGGAAGGAAGCAGACAAAUUUAACCAAGGGGUCAACCAUGCUGCUGGGCAAGCAGGGAAAGAAGUAGAAAAGUUUGGUCAAGGGGUCAACCAUGCUGCUGGGGAAGCAGGGAAGGAGGUGAACAAGUUUGGCCAAGGGGUCAACCAUGCUGCUGGACAGGCAGAGAAGGAGAUAGAGAAGGUUAACCAAGGGGUCAACCAUGCUGCUGGGCAAGCUGGGAAAGAACUGGAGAAGGUCAAGGAGGAUGUCCACCAUGGGGUCAACCAAGCCGGCAAGGAGGCCAACCAGCUGCUGAAUGGAGCUCACCAAGGAGCCGGCGGCAGCGGGGCAGGAGUCACACCCUUGUACUCUGGGGCCUCGGUCAACAUGCCCUUCAUCAACUUGCCAGCCCUGUGGAGAAGCAUCGUCAACAUCAACCCAUGAACUGACUGAUGGACUUGCCCGGCUGUGCUGAGCAGGCUCUGUGGAAUGGUCUUCCAAGUGUUUUUGAAGAACUUGGGGGGGAGGGCAUUGUGUGGGCGGGGAACCACUUCCGGGACGAAAGGAGUCGGGGUGGGGGAUUGUUAUAAAUGCCAUAAACUGGUACUCACUCCCCCUUUGUGUCCUCUAAAACAAUUUUCCUUUUUUAUUAUGAACCUAAAGACAAGCGUUUCCACAUAUCAGAGUACAUGUACCUGAAUGGGUUUGAAAAGCUUGUCAAGAAAGCAAAGGGAAUAUUUGGUAAAUAACUAUUUUCCUAUUUAAAUAUUCCCAAAGUUGUAGUGUUUAGUGAAAAAAAAUUUACAUUUAAUGACUUUAUGAUACUAAAAUGUUAUGAACACAAUAAAGUUUUCUUUACGAAAAUUAA